AUGACCAAGAGCGAUGCGCAAGGGCGUCAUCCACAAGAGACAGCGAUUCAUGCAGCAACAAAAGACGAAGUGGUUCAAGAUCAAUGGAGAGCUCCAUUUGAAGUAUUGAGUCGGACGCUAGUGUUUCAACAUGAGGGGCACAAACUUUGGUGGGAACGGGCAGCUUCAAAGCUUGCCACAUACCUUAGGCUUGCAAAGUACAGCUUGGUAUCUCAGUACCAGCAUCUGUUGAUGUUCUACUCCGUCUACGCGCCGAAUCUGGGACCCUGGCCCAACGAGAAGCGAGAUAACGUUCACUGGGUCUGCGGUAUCUGCCCUGGAGGCGAGAACCUGGAACUUAGCAUCAACUACCAACAAGGAUCGAAAUGCACUGUUCGCAUCGCUGCUGAGACCAUUACGCCCGCGGCCGGUACUGAUAAGGACCCUUUCAACCUGACCGCUGAGAAGAAGAUGAUCGAGGAUCUCAGGGCCAUCCAACCGGAUCUUGACUUCACUUGGUUUGAUCAUUUUCAGCGGGAGGUUCUGGUGCCGGAAGAGGUGGUUCUGAGCAAUGACGACGUUCUCUCCAAAGUCCCGUUCAAGAAUCAGAGACUCCAUGGGCUUGAUCUGAGUGAAGGAGCAUUUAUGUUGAAGUCCUACUUCAUGCCUGCGAUUCGCUCCGCCAUUACUGGGAUUGAAACCACACAGAUUAUGUUUGAAUCUAUCCGAAAGCUGAAUCUCAAGAAUGCCAACAUCAUCUCCGCUCUGAAUACGCUAGAAGACUGGAUGGUUCCGACGAAUGGCUGUUUUAUGGAGUAUUGGGAUGCUGUUUCCUAUGACGCGGUCGAUGCUGAUAAAGCCAGGAUCAAAGUAUACACAGGGAUUUGUAUGAAGUCAUUAGAGCAGGCCCGUGAUGUCUGGACGCUGGGAGGGCGGCUCCAGGACGAAGACAUCGAGAAAGGCUUUGAUCUUGUGGCGAGGCUGUGGAGACGUCUGAUGGAUGAAGAGCCAUCAACCUGCGAGAUGAAGUACUGGAUGCAAUGGGUUUGGGAGUUGAGGACUGACGUUCCUAUCCCUGUCCCUAAGCUAUACUUUAGUGUUGCUGCAGCUGAAGAUCACUAUGUCUCCGAUACGGUCGUCGAAAUCCUCGACUACCUCGGUUGGGAUGAGCAUGUCCAGACUCAUCGAGCCUUGAUGGACGAAGCCUGGUAA
Molecule: messenger RNA, 1191 nt
Organism: Aspergillus viridinutans
Lineage: Eukaryota; Fungi; Ascomycota; Eurotiomycetes; Eurotiales; Aspergillaceae
Gene: fgaPT1
Product: fumigaclavine A dimethylallyltransferase easL
Exons: 1
Coding region: 1-1191 (396 amino acids)
Biological process (GO): alkaloid metabolic process
Molecular function (GO): transferase activity, transferring alkyl or aryl (other than methyl) groups
Source: RefSeq, a predicted model, not a curated record